Messenger RNA from Bombus huntii, 2822 nucleotides. It is a transcript of the gene Neurochondrin, whose product is annotated as neurochondrin homolog. The record is from RefSeq and is a predicted model, not a curated record. The transcript has a single exon. NCBI's taxonomy places the organism in Eukaryota, Metazoa, Arthropoda, Insecta, Hymenoptera, Apidae. Gene Ontology annotation, cellular component: dendrite. Gene Ontology annotation, biological process: neuron projection development; regulation of neuronal synaptic plasticity. Bases 12 to 2252 code for a protein of 746 amino acids.
AAACUACAGCCAUGAGUAUUUCAAAGAACGUGAAAAAAUAUGAAACUAUUUUGAAGUCUGUUGAAACUGAUUCAGAAAAAUUUGCUGCAUUAUUUAUGAUAACAAAAUUGGUGGAUAGCAAAGAUUGUACAGUAGCAGAAAAAAAAGUGUUAUUUGAAGCUAUUGGAAAAAAAUUUUUAGCGAAAUUAUUAUCUACAGAAGUAGUUCCUGUGGAUUGUCCUCCACAAGUAUAUAAGUCUGUAGCAUUGUCUAUACUUUCUGCAUUCUGUGGAGAAUCAGAAUUAGCUUCUCAUCCUGACAUGAUUACUCAUAUACCUGCAUUACUUGAAAUUAUAUCGCAAGCCGAUGAAGAUGCAGAUGAUAAUAUGUUAAUUAUUGUUAGUGAAGCAUAUACCUGUCUGCAAAAUAUUGCACAAUAUUCUCCUGGGCAACAAGUUUUACUUGAACAGAAAGCAAUUACAAAAAUGUGUGAUAUUUAUUCAGAAAAAAGCUUUCAGACAGACCAAGCUUUGAACAUUUUAGUUACUUUAGUUCAGAGAUUUGGUCCAGAAGCAUGGGAUGCAACAGAUACUGCACCUUUCCAUGUUAUUAUAAAUAAGAUUGCAUUAGAUUUUGAAACAGAUCAUACAGAAAGAAAAUUUCAGUUAUGUACAAUUUUGCAAGCUUUACUAAUGUCCUGCAGAAAAAACAUAAUUAGUGAAACUGCUAAAGAAGAAUCUUGGCCUUCUAGCAUUCACAAGGCUUUAUCUGAUAUUCUUGGAUCAAAGAUAGGCAAAAAUCAACGCGAUCCAGCACUAAAACUUGCUUCUGUCAUGCUAGAUUUAUUGGGAGCAGAAUGGACUUUAUUAGAUAAAGAAAAACCAAAAGUAUUUUUAUUAUUAUUGAUUCAAUUGGCAUCUAUAGAAGUUAGAAUGCAAGUGGAAGGAAAACAAUUAAAAACUAUAAUGGCAAAUGCAGACUUAGUUACAUCUUGUUUUAUUAUUAUUGAAAUUUCUCUUGGAUAUAUUACUAAUGAUCAAUUGGACCUAGACCAAAAAGAAAAACAGUCAUUAUAUACUGUUUUAAAGGGAGCCUUCGCUGCAAUUAUAGGUUUACUUACAGCAGUAUCUAAGAUGAAAGAAAUAACAGAUGUCAAAGAAAAAAUAUUUAUUUGUGCUGUGGUAAGAGUAUUAGCAGCAUGGCUUGCUCAGGAAACAACAGCUAUGCGUUCUCAAGUUUAUGCAGUUUUACCAUAUGUAUUAACAGUAGCCAAUGACACAUUUUAUGCACACAGAAAUAGAAAAUUGUCAGAGAAGGCUAAAGCAAAUGCUAAAAUUAAAAGCGAUGAAGCAACAUCAUCUGGAGAACUAGUUACUCAUGAUCCUUUAAGUGAAAUUGAUUUAUUGAGACUUUUAUUACCAGCAUUGUGUUAUUUAGCUGUAGAAGAAGAUGCUAGAAAAAUUUUAAUUAAACACAAACAAGAGGAAGUCCUGUUUGAAUGUUUAUCUUACCAUUGGACAAUUGUUCAUCAUAAAAAGCCACCAAUACCAAAAUCAGAAAGAUUAAAAGCAUUGAAAGAACCAGAAAAAGAAGAAGAUUUAGACCUUCAUGUAUCAGAAGCAAUCAAAGAUUCAAGGGUGGCCAUGGUCUCUGUGUGCAAUGUUUUAAUGAACAUUACUGUAUUAGAGGCAAAAUUAGUGGAAGAAUCACCAACAUUUAUUUCUUUAUUAAAAUUUAUUUUCAAUAAUCUCCCAGAACUUAAACAAAUUCCUGAAAAUCUAGUAUUGCACGGUCAUCUUGCAGUUUUGGGAUUGCUGUUAUUGAAGCAACAGGCAACACGUGUCAAGAAAAAUGAUUUUUCUAUAUGUCGAUAUAUUCAGGCUACUAUAAGAUUUUUGUGGGAUGCAUAUAUAAUUGAUGAAAGCAAUGAUCCCACUGAACUUGUUGUUGCUAUGUCAUAUAAAGAGCGAUGGAUGGAACUUAUGGAACUAUGGUUUCUUGGAAUGCAAACAAUGGCUGGGGUGUUACAAGUUAUACCUUGGCUUUCACAAUUUACUCUUGAGUCAGGUUGGGCAGAAGAAAUUAUUGAGAUUCUCAAGAAAAUAAAAAUAGGAAGUCUUCAGCCAAAUGUAAAGUUUGCUUUUGAAGAUCUUUUGUGCCAUUUAGUUAAAGCAGAUGAAAAUGUUGCUUCUGUUUUGAAGAAAUGUGGGGCUUUAACAGUAUGCAGAAAUCAUCGUAUGAUGGAGCUGGGAAAACAUCUUUUUGGAGAUUAAAAACAAUCCAAAAAUUUAUAUCGAUAUUUUAUUAUCAUGUUUUAAAUGAAAGUACUAUAUAUCUGUACAUUGAUAGAAUAGCCAAGAUACUUAAUCCAUUCUUAUGUUGUUAAGUAAUAUGUUUGUUUGUGUAUACGUAUUACACAUGUUUCCUUUUUUAUAUUACGCUAUAUUGCAUAUGAAAGAAACUAUUAAUAACUCUUAUUUCAUCAAAAUAACACUCAUAUUUUGAUUUAGUGAUUCAGUUUAGCUAAAAUUUUGUAAACCUGUAUACAAUCACAGAUCAGAUAUAAAUGUAAUCAUGUCUGAAAAUAGCUUUCUGGCAAGCAAAAGAGCUACUAAAUGUUUGUAUGAGUUAAAUAGAUUUAGAAAUUUAAAUAUUGAAAUAUAUAUUAGAAAAAACUAUUUUUACAUUUUAUAUUAAUUUAUAAAAUAUUAGAAAAUUUGUAUAAGUUAAAUUUGGAAUUAAUACAGUUUGUGAAUGUAUAUAUGAAAAAUUGCUUAUGUAUAACAAAUGGCUUUGUAAAAUAAUAAAUGGUCUUUCUACUAAAGAAAUUGUUUUUAAAAGUA